AUGGGGACUCAUUUUCUCCUCAGGGUUAACUGCUCAUUUUACUUUAAGAUCGGGGCGUGUCGCCAUGGGGAUAGAUGCUCACGUCUACAUAACAAGCCCACCUUCAGCCAGGUAUGUUUACUUUUCCCAUAUUACUCCGUCCUCUCCCCUGGUCAUAUUGUCCUAGCAUGUGCUGCUGUGCCCAAGCCAGAUGUUUCUCAUCUUAUUUUGUGAGAAUAGGGCUCUCAUGAACGCUCAUACAGAAGCACUGACAACAUUUCAACUUUAUCUUACGAAGGGUUCCUUUCAUUGUAUGUAUGUUUACUUUCUAGUUAUCAGCGCCUGCUCACUAUGCAAUUUGUGCUGUUAAAUCCACUUUAAACCCUUUCCAUGACCCUAUUCUGUAAUAAUGGCUGUGAUGGAUUUGUGCAUUGUUGUGAGACAGCAACACACAGUGUGAAUAGUCCCACCCUUAGCAUAAUUAAUAAUCACUUGCAAUGUAAACAUACAUCAAACAGCAGUUUCAUUUAAUCAGCACAACCUGUAGUAUUUACAAUAUUUCUCUUUAAGUAAGAAAAAAUUGGGAUGAAUUGUAGACAACUGAAAAAUUUUGCCAUGUACUGGAACAGGUUAACUUGCAUCUGUACAAGUCAAAUGAAAGACCCCAGCUUGAAUUUGGGGCGCAGUAUAGGACACCAAUUGUUAAACAACAUUUAUAAGGGAAAUAGACGAUUUGAGAACGUUUCCUGAUUUUAGAUGAAAGAUCUCUAAUGCUGUGAGUCCCUGUCCCAGAGCCCACACUGUAUGGGUGUUAUCCUAAUGUGUACCAGGCAGGAUAGGUUCCAGCGAAGUACUAUUUAUUCCUGGCUUGUGUUUUGGAACCCUCGAACAUUAAAACUAUAACCACUCCAUUAUUCUUAUGUUUUAGACAAUAGCUCUGUUGAAUAUCUACCGCAAUCCACAGAACUCGUCACAGUCAGCAGAUGGACUUCGCUGUAAGUUAAAUAGCAGCUGUUUCAUUAAUGGUUUCUCUGUUAUAUCUUCCAUACUCUGUCUCUCUCCUUCUCCAGUGCGCCCUGCGCUGUCUCUCUGUGCGCCCUGCGCUGUCUCUCUGUGCGCCCUGCGCUGUCUCUCUGUGCGCCCUGCGCUGUCUCUCUGUGCGCCCUGCGCUGUCUCUCUGUGCGCCCCGCGCUCGCUGUCUCUCUGUGCGCCCCGCGCUCGCUGUCUCUCUGUGCGCCCCGCGCUCGCUGUCUCGCUGUGCGCCCCGCGCUCGCUGUCUCGCUGUGCGCCCCGCGCUCGCUGUCUCUCUGUGCGCCCCGCGCUCGCUGUCUCUCUGUGCGCCCCGCGCUCGCUGUCUCUCUGUGCGCCCCGCGCUCGCUGUCUCUCUGUGCGCCCCGCGCUCGCUGUCUCUCUGUGCGCCCCGCGCUCGCUGCCUCUCUGUGCGCCCCGCGCUCGCUGCCUCUCUGUGCGCCCCGCGCUCGCUGCCUCUCUGUGCGCCCCGCGCUCGCUGCCUCUCUGUGCGCCCCGCGCUCGCUGCCUCUCUGUGCGCCCCGCGCUCGCUGCCUCUCUGUGCGCCCCGCGCUCGCUGCCUCUCUGUGCGCCCCGCGCUCGCUGCCUCUCUGUGCUGUCUCUCCGUGCCCUGUGGACUCCUGCUGCCUCUCUGUGUUCCCUGCCCAGUGUCUCUCUCUUUGCCCUGUGCACCCUGUGGACUUCCUUCUGUGUGCUCUGUGCAGUCUCUCUCCGUGCUCUGUGGACUCCCUGCUGUCUCUCUGUUAGCGCUGUGCUGUCUUUUUGUGUACUACUCUCUGCCCCCGGCAUCUAACGCUCCACCCCCAAUAUCUUUCCUGCCACAGGUGCUGUGAGCGAUGUGGAAAUGCAGGAACAUUAUGACGAGUUCUUUGAAGUAAGUGCUUUACGAGGACUCCUAGUGGUUACUUUGUGUACUGAAUUAUUUUAUCUCUGUGGUGUCUUAUUUGGACAGGGAUAUUUCAUUGCAAUACUUGUAUUCCUAACGCUAUAGUGUUCUACUCUCGAUAGCAGUCCAUGUUCUGUGUGUCAGGAUUAUAAUACAGGAGAGUUAUAUGUAAUGCAUAAAACGUGUAAUCCCGAUAGCAGCCCAUGUUCUGUGUGUCAAGAUUAUAAUACAGGAGAGUUACGGUAUAUGUCACAUAUAGAACGUGUAAUCUCGAUAGCAGCCCAUGUUCUGUGUGUCAGGAUUGUAAUACAGGAAAGUUAUAUAUCACGCAUAGAAUGUGUAAUCUCAAUGGCAGCCCAUACUUCAAGUUAACUGUUUCUCCAGAUAUAUGUAACUCUGGGAUGUGUAGAGAGGAGCAGCGUUUUCUUCUUGCUGUCCAGUCUGGGUGUAUCUGUGCAAAUAAUCUGGGUGUAUCUGUGCAAAUAAGCACGUCCUGUAUCUUGAAAACUUGAUAAAACAUUUUGAAACUUUUUUUUUUUUUUUUCACAAACAAAACUAGGGUUAAGGAGGUGAUAUUGUUUUGCUUAUUGGACAGCGUCUCUUUUUUUUUUUCUCCUUAGGAAGUGUUCACAGAGAUGGAAGAGAAGUACGGUGAAGUGGAAGAGAUGAAUGUUUGUGAUAAUCUCGGGGAUCACCUGGUGGGGAAUGUCUAUGUGAAGGUAAGCUGCUGAUCUGUUCCUCAGACCUCUGUCCCCUAGGUGCCUGCUGGGCCCUGCCUCUGAUUAAGGGCAGCUGUUUUUUUCUCAUCUUGUCUUAUUUGUUUUGAUCCCUUGUGUGUAUAACUAUAAUUUACUAUCGGGAUUACUGUAUAGCCUGGAUGACAAAUAAGCAACGUAUUACCGGUCCUUAGAAUGGCCGGAUUUAACGUACAUAGAAUAGUAAAAAUACUAGCUGAGGUCAGGGAACACAGAAAGGGACGCAAUGAUGAGGAAAGCCAGGAGUCAGGAUACCAGAAUACAGAGAAGUCAAUAAACAAAGCCAAAGUCAAAAACCAGUAGAAAACUAUAAACUGGAACGCGCUCUCGGACAACCACAUGGGAAACCACGACAGGGCACUGAGUGGAGGUCAGACUAGGUUUUUAUAUCCAUCCUCCCUUUCCCAUUGGUCAGCCCGGUUUUUUGGCUCCAAAAUGUGUGUGUGCACGCGCGGGGGGGUUAUUUCCGCCCGUGGAUGUGCAGCGGCCAAUGCCAGACUAUAUGCUGAGACAGUUAGGACUGCAAGCUUCCAGCCGCUGAGCACCAGGUGAGGGAAAAGUGACAAUUACAUAGCAUGUAACUACUUUAAAGGAACACUGCAAAAGUGUAUACCAAACCCUAUAUUGUUAAAAACACUAUUUAGGUGGCCACACCUUACUUUAAAAGCUGUAAAACUCACCUUUAUUCCAGCAAUGCUCCUCCCUUGUCCCGCCUCCUUGGCUGAGAUAAUCAGAAUUGACAAUCUCAGCCAAUCCAAUGCAUUCAAUUGUCAAUUCUGAUUAUCUCAGCCAAGGGGGCGUGGGGCAGAGUCAGACACCACACUGGCCAAUCAACAUCUCCAUUGAAUCAAUGCAUCUCUAUGAGGAAUGUUCAGCAGGAGACACUGAACGUCAGUGCUGCACAUUGUGUAGAACUGACUCGGGAAGCACAUCUAGUGGCUGUCAGUGACUUCCCUAGUUUGAAAAGGCAGUGUUUACAUUUAAAAGCCUGCAGGGACUGACUAUAGACACAAGAACCGCUAUAUUAAGCUGUAAUUGUUCUGGUGACUAUAGUGUUCCUUUAAGUGUCAGUAGGAGAAAUGGUGUCCUGGGUAAUAGAAUGCAAAGAUAGUAAUUUUUAAAACAUAACCAGUAAUAUGUAAUUUAAAAACCGUACCCAUUAAAUAAUGAGAGAGGUGCUUACGGUAAAAACACAUGAAACAAAGAAAUCUAAAUUGAAAUCCUUCUUUUCACUUUGUUCACGUUAUUACUGCUCGUACAUUGCAUGUGUCAGCACUGUUCUCUCACCCUGUGUAACCAUCCUAACCCUUCCAGUUCCGCCGGGAAGAGGAUGCAGAAAAGGCUGUGAAGGAUCUGAACAAUCGUUGGUUUAAUGGUCAGCCCAUCCAUGCAGAGCUGUCUCCAGUCACUGAUUUUAGGGAAGCAUGCUGUCGCCAGUAUGAGAUGGGGUGAGUAACAAGUAGUCACAGAGUAUGGGAUUAUCACUCGAUCACGUUCACAGCAUUAUACAAUGUGUUUUGUGUACAAUGUUAUUUUCUUUUUUUGACAAUUUCUUUUUUUCUUUUUCUGUUUUUGUGGUUAGCGUAACAAUCUUUACUUAUUUAGGCAUAUUCUAAAAUAGGCCUUGCUUAUAUUAUAUUAUAUAUUUAAAUGGACACUAUAGGCACCAAACCAACUUUAGCUCAAUGAAGCAGUGUUGGUGUAUAGAUCAUGCCCUGCAGUGUCACUGCUCAGUUUAGAAUGUAUCUGCUGCUCUGUUAAUAGCCUAUUAAAGCCUGCAAGAGCCUCCAGUGUGGUUAAAGUUCACUUUGGGAUCUGCUUAUUACCCCCUCCCAGACUCUUUGUGUUAUUUUAUUUAUUUGUCUUUUGUAUGUAGUGCUUUCACAUUUUCAGCCAACUAAAAUGUUUCAAUACGUAGAGAGAGAAUAUAUUGAUGUAAAUACACAAAAAGUAGAUUCUAAAAUAUUUAAGAUGUGAAUGUAAGAGUGUAAGAUGAUAUCUAUGUAGAUUUGUGUAAAGAAAAAUUGCUGAGACAUCGCUGAAUACAAAUAUGUGCAUUUUAUUGCAGUAAAAACUAACAGUAUUAUGACAUUCACAGUUAAAAUGCCACACAAAACUAAAUUUUUUUUUUUUUAAAGUUCCCUUUUUUAAGAUUUUAUUCACAGUAAAUUGUUUUAUAUAUGAAUAGUUCAUGUGAAAUUAAAUCCCUAUUUCUCCUGAACAAAAUAUGUAAUAAGUAUGGAUGCACUUAAUAUGAAAGAGGUGAAUUACAGUUGAACACACAUAUUUUAUAUACAAACACCCCUUCAUUCAAGCACCAACACUACUUACAAAAGCACACCUUUAUUUAAAAUCCAUCACUACAUACUAACACCACUGCAUUCAGACGCAGACACUACACAAAAGUACACCGCUAGAUUCCAAUGGCAACAUACGUGUGCAUCCAUACAUAUACUUCAUACAAAAACAUGCUUACAUUCAAACACUGCUCACAAAUACAACCCUACAACGGUGGGCAAAUGGUAGAUCCCCAGCUGGCAUAGCAUUGUUGGAGUUCUCCGACAGAUGGGGAUCUACCACUGGGAUACUCAACAUGAGAUGAGUCUGUGAGUAACUAGUUGCAUGCCUCUAAAACUGAUUGCCACAACGUACCAAGUUUAUGCCUAUGAAAUGCCAAAAUUACGCCUCUAAACUGCCAUGAUAUACCAAUUUUAUGCUUCUAAAACCGAUUGCCAUGGUGUGCCAAAUGUAUGCCAUUAAAACUGAUUGCCAUGGUGUGCCAAAAGUAUGCCUCUAAAACGGAUUGCCAUGGUGUGCCAAUUGCAUGCCUCUAAAACUGAUUGCCAUGGUGUGCCAAUUUUAUGCCACUAAAACUGUCAUAGUGUGCCAAUUGUAUGCCUCUAAAACUGAUUGCUAUGGUGUGCCAAUUGUAUGCCUGUAAAACUGAUUGCCAUGGUGUGCCAAUUGUAUGCCUCUAAAACUGAUUGCUAUGGUGUGCCAAUUGUAUGCCUGUAAAACUGAUUGCCAUGGUGUGUCAAUUCUAUGCCUCAAUAGCCAAAUGCCAUAGUGUGCCAAUUUUAUGCAUCUAAAGCUGCCGUGGUGUGCCAAGUUUAUUCAUUUUGAAAAUAUGCAUUAAAACCUAGUGGGUUUAAAAUAAUUAUCGUUUUCAAAAAUAUCUGGGACAGAGUAUAGCAGAUAUUUUAAUCAUUGAUUUUUACUGACACCUAGUGGAUCACUCGUGAUAUAACAACUGUAUAAAUACUUGGUCACUAAUAGAUAUAUGAAUUUAUUGCACUUGUCUUGAAACAAAUCAAUUUGUUGAUUCAUUUGGAAAAAGUCUUUUGCCUGGUGGGCAAAUAGUGGGAUGAUUCCAUUCAUAUGCAACGAGUGCACUAAUUGAUAGAGCAAAACACAAACUUUAUAUAUUUAUAAGAUGUUAUAAAUAUUUGAAUACUUGCAUCAAGUUGAGGUGUUGAAUGCUUGCACUGUUGCGGGUUUGGUUAUGAUGUGAGUGUUGGAUUGGCACGGCACUAGGUGUGGUUAUAGAUAUGUCAGUAUUGGAUUGGCACGGUUUGGGGGUAGAUAUAGGCAUGGUGGGGGGUAGAUAAUGUGUAGGUCAGUGUUGGAUUGGCACAGCAUGAAGGAAUAUAUGGGUAUGAUGUCUGUGGGAUUGGCACGCUGUGAGUGAAUAUAUGGGUUGGCACGGCAUGGUGGUAGAUAGCGGUAUGAUGUUAGGGUGGGAUGUUACAUUACAGUUUGUGAUGCUGGCGUGGAUAUUUGCGUUAACCUCAGUUAUUGGAUGGUGGGAGCUUAUGGGACCAAUGGCAGCGUAGAUGCUUCUAUGAGGUUGGGUGUUGGUUGCUGGCGUGCCGAGGCAUUGUAAGAGUAAUGUCAGUGUAGAUAUUUUUAUGUGGUUACGUGUGUGUUGCUGGCAUGCUAUAAGGUUGGGUGUGGGUUACUGGCGUGCCAUGGCAAUGUAAGCGUAAUGGCAGUGUGGAUAUUUUUAUGUGGUUACAUGUGUGUUGCUGGCAUGCUGGGGUGUUCUGUGAGGUUGGGUGUGGGUUACUGGCGUGCCGAGGCAUUGUAAGCGUAAUGGCAGUGUGGAUACUUUUAUGUGGUUACGUGUGUGUUGUUGGCAUGCUGGGAUGUUCUGUGAGGUUGGGUGUGGGUUACUGGCGUGCCGUGGCAUUGUAAGCAUAAUGGCAAUGUGGAUACUUUUAUGUGGUUACGUGUGUGUUGCUGGCAUGCUGGGGUGUUCUGUGAGGUUGGGUGUGGGUUACUGGCGUGCCGAGGUGUUGUAAGAGUAAUGGCGCUGUGGAUACUUGUAGGAGGUUGAUGUGUGAGAUGCUAGUGUGGUUAUGUGUAUGGUAAUGAUAUUCGUUCUGGUUUCUGCAGGGAGUGCACACGUGGGGGAUUCUGUAAUUUCAUGCAUCUGAAGCCAAUUUCUCGAGAACUACGCAGAGAACUGUAUGGACGUCGUCGGAAGAAGUGAGUAGACAGCAGUACUGAGAUGCUUUGUACCAGCUUUUGAGUUUCCUUCAUUAACAAUAUUGAUUUUUUUGUGUUUUGUUUGUUUUUUUGGUUUUUCUCUUAUGGACAGAUUGCAGGGCAGAGUAGCAAUAAACAAGUUAGUAAUUUCUUCACCUUUGGGAUUGGUUAGGGAGAUUUGACUUUUUUGUACUUAAAUCAAUAAGAAUAGAAUGGUACUGUGUGAAGGACCCAACUGGGGCCUUUGUGGCCUUUCCAGCACCCCAUGCAAACCUUUCAUUGUGCAAUCCACUGUCUACUCUCCUUGACACCUCAACCUCCGACGACUCCCCAUAUUUCUUUUUUUUUUAUCAAAGACUGCACAUUUUCUUUCAUCCUGUUUCAUUUCCCGAUCCACCCUUCACCUCACCUUUUUAACACCUUUAUCUUCCUAGGUUGUUCUCUCAUUGUUUGCUUAACUUUUCAAUGCCAACCAAUGUACUGACCUCCCUCCAUUUCUCUGUUCCGUUUUAGCUUGGUACCACAGCCCCCAAAUUCUCAGUUUAUCCUCUCAUGCAUAUUCUACCACUUCGUCUAUGUUCCAAUCCUGUCUAUCACUUGUGACUCCUAAGUGUCCUGUAAAGUUUGCAGAUGGUCCCCUUUCAGACCACUGGGCCCAUUCACUUUCAUCAUUAACCCAUCCACACCACGAUCACUGCUACAUAACAGCCUGCGUUGGGCAUCCUUUACUUAUACACUCUUGUCUUUUUCAGGCAUCGAUCUCGCUCAAGAUCCCGCGAACGCCGCUCUCGUUCCAGAGAUCGUGGGCGGGGGGGUGGAGGAGGAGGAGGAGGAGGAGGAGGGGGCGGCCGGGACAGGGACCGUCGGAGGUCAAGAGACCGAGAGAGGUCGGGUCGUUUCUGA
Messenger RNA from Pelobates cultripes (western spadefoot toad), 8040 nucleotides. Lineage: Eukaryota; Metazoa; Chordata; Amphibia; Anura; Pelobatidae. The record is from the annotation of a GenBank genome assembly.